Apis cerana (Asiatic honeybee) is the source of this 9210-nucleotide messenger RNA. RefSeq names its product myosin heavy chain, muscle. Gene Ontology annotation, biological process: sarcomere organization; muscle contraction. Gene Ontology annotation, cellular component: cytoplasm; myosin II complex; myosin filament. Gene Ontology annotation, molecular function: ATP binding; actin filament binding; microfilament motor activity. NCBI's taxonomy places the organism in Eukaryota, Metazoa, Arthropoda, Insecta, Hymenoptera, Apidae. The record is from RefSeq and is a predicted model, not a curated record.
UUUUUUUCUCUUUUUUUUCUCUCUCUUUUUCUCUCUCUCUCUCUCCUCUUUUCUUGCCUUUUCUUUUUUUUUCUUUUCUUUUCUUUUCUCUUCUCUUUUCUUCUCUUCUCUUCUCUUUUUUGUUCUUGUUCUUUUCUUUCCUUUUUUUUUCUUUUUUUUUAAUCUCGAUUACGCGGACGAUACGAGAGAAGAUCGAACGAGAUCUCGACGAGACGACGCGUUUCGCGAACGAUCACGGCAAUUUGGAGAAAGAAAAAGCGAAAAGGGAGACGUAGGAUAGAAGAAGAGGAAGAGGAAGAAAAAGAAGAAAAGUUUGAAAUUUUGAUUUAUCGAAGAAAGAAAGAAAAAUAAAUAAAUAAAUAAAUAAAUAAAUAAAGAAAUAAGUAAAUAAAUAAAUAAAUAAAUAAAUAAAUAGAGAAAAGAGAAUAUCGUGAUGGAUAUUUAGGUGUUAGGUAAAAAAAAAAAAAAAAGAAAAAAAAGAAAAAAGGGAUAAGUGAGAGAUUCAUCGUUCGAAACUCUUUCUCUCGAGAAAAGAGAGAAAGAGAGACAAUCGUGAGGACACAGUUGAGAUUUGAUCAGUGAUUUUUCGAGCUUAUGCCUCGAACGUGUGAAUGACAUUGGUUCUCGAGGUGGAAUUCAUUCCUUAUUCUAUUACUAAGGAUCUAUAUCGACUCGACGCGAAAGAGAGAAAGGAAUAAAAUAUUUUGUGCGCGACCAUUCUUCUUUCCUUUUCUGGUGAACAGUGAUUUUUUUUUCUUUCUUUUCUUUCCUCUCAUCCCCCCCCCCUUCUUCGCGAUAAUAAUCAUCUCGAUUAUUCUCUACAUUAUCUUUCUCCCUCGUGCCCCAUAUACUUACCCUUUACUCGUAUCCAUCGAUCGGUUUAUCGGUCCAUGUAUUACACGUGAAAAAGGCGUACAAUAUAUGUACGUACGAGAAGUGGAAUCGCUCGAACGAGGGAGGGGAGGGAAGGUUACAGUUGCACGAGUUUGAAACAGCCGCCUCUUCGUGCGAUUGGUGAUCAACAUCCGGAGGGAAUAGUGCGCUGUGCUCCCCGACAAAACCCUCUCCCGUUUUUCCCGGGAUCGAGAAUAAUCGACACUUCGCGGAUCCAGCCUCGCUAUACGUGUUUUAAAAUAAAAAGUGUCACGUGUUGUUACAAGUUUUACAAGUUUUCGUUCGUCGUCGUUUGGGAUAAGGAUUCGAUAAAUCUCAAGAUUUUUGUUCUCGGUUUUUACGCCGCGCUCGAAACGUUUUUCUUUUUUUUCUUUUUCUUCCUCCUUCCUUCUUUUCCUCUCUUCUCCCCAUUAGGAUUCUAUUUUUUUUUCUUUCCUUAUCGAGCGAACUCGAAGAAGCGACGAGUCGAAGGAAAAGUGCGUGAAAAUACGUAGAACGUGACCGAAGGGAGAAUCGAGAACGAUAAAGGUGCAGUGCUCCGCGCCAUCUUGCUUCCGUUGUGCCGCCCCGUUUCAGAACCGUGUUGCUUUUUUUGGACCGGUCGAAACGAAUCGCUGGUGUAUCGUUUCAGUCUGUUUCGAUCGAUCGUUAAAUCGUAUCUUUUUCGAAAACAACCUCUCGCGUCGCGUAUUUAUUUUUGCAAUGUUUCGUUUUUAUUUUUCCAUAUUUAACGCGUCAUCAUUUUCGAUUAUUAACGCCUUUUCGAUUCGUACAAUCGUGCAUAUUCUUCUUUCGCAUAAAUUCGAGAAUUCAUAAGUUGGAAAUAAAUAUUAUUCCGUAAAUAUUUUUUUCAUUCUCUCUUCUUCUUCUUCUUCUUUCGUUGCACAAUAUAUUUUAUUACGCGACUUCCGGUUGGCCAUCGAAGAGUAAUAGAGUUACGCAACACGCGUAUUCGCUCUCUCUCUGUGAUUUACAUAAUAAAAUAAUCUGAUAAUACCAGUACUAUAAUAAUAAUAAUAAUAAUAAUAAUAAUAAUAAUAAUAACAAUAAUAACAAUAAUAAUAAUAAUAUAUCUUUUGAAUCGAAAAGAUUUCGAAAAGAUUCGAUAGAUAUUCCUCCCUUCUAAAUUCUUCCGUAUUAUUGCCGUGAUUACAAAAAAAUAAAAAAAAUAAUAAAUUUAUCAGACGGAGAAAGAGAUAGAUAAGGAAUAGAAUUACGAAGAAAGGUUACCGUGGGCCGCGCAGAACGUGCCGCCAGAAGUAGUCCGUCCGCCGCCGAAUUCUCCGAGGAACGAGGAUAAGAGCGAAGGAACGAAGUGACAAGCAAGUUUCUUCCCACCCUGUGUGCGCGUGCGAGUGCGAUACGUGGGAAAACAACGACGUAGAGAAGGCACGUAGACCUUCCGAGAGGAGCGAGAGGGAGAGACGGAUAUUGGAGGAAAGCGGAAAGAAAGAGGGAGAGAGAGAGAGAGAGAGAGAGGAAGAGAAGGAAAUCCAUACAUCCCGCGAGUGGAAAUAAGAAUCGAAGAUGCCGAAGCCGAAGCCGCAAGAAGGAGAGGAUCCCGAUCCAACCCCGUACCUCUUCGUCUCCCUUGAGCAGAAGAGAAUCGAUCAGACGAAACCUUACGACGCGAAAAAGGCAUGCUGGGUACCGGACGAGAAAGAGGGCUACGUUCUUGGCGAGAUCAAGGCGACCAAGGGUGAUGUCGUUUCCGUUGGCUUACCUGGCGGCGAGACCAAGGACUUCAAAAAGGACCAAUUGCAACAAGUAAACCCACCGAAAUAUGAGAAAUGCGAGGAUAUGUCGAAUUUAACUUAUCUCAACGAUGCUUCGGUCCUGCACAAUUUGAAGCAACGUUACUACGCCAAACUUAUUUACACCUACUCUGGCCUCUUCUGUGUAGCUAUUAACCCCUACAAAAGAUUCCCCGUAUACACCCAAAGAUGCGCAAAACUUUAUCGAGGCAAAAGGCGUAACGAGGUGCCACCUCACAUUUUCGCCAUUUCCGACGGAGCUUACGUCAAUAUGCUUACCAACAGUGAGAAUCAGUCCAUGUUGAUCACCGGUGAGUCUGGUGCCGGGAAGACUGAGAACACGAAGAAAGUAAUCGCGUACUUCGCCACCGUCGGUGCCUCGACCAAGAAAUCGGACGAUCCAACCCAAAAGAAAGGCUCUCUGGAAGAUCAGGUCGUUCAAACGAACCCUGUCCUGGAAGCGUUCGGCAAUGCCAAGACCGUCCGUAACGACAACUCUUCGCGUUUCGGUAAAUUCAUCCGUAUCCACUUUGGACCUUCUGGAAAAUUGGCCGGUGCCGAUAUCGAGACAUAUCUGCUGGAAAAGGCUCGUGUCAUCUCGCAACAAGCUUUGGAACGCUCUUAUCACAUUUUCUACCAAAUGAUGUCAGGCUCGGUUGCUGGAUUAAAGGACAUGUGUCUCUUGUCCGACAACAUAUACGAUUAUGUUAACGUAUCUCAAGGAAAAAUCACGAUCCCCAACGUCGACGAUGGCGAGGAAUGUAUACUGACGGACCAAGCCUUCGACGUACUGGGCUUCACCCAAGAGGAGAAGAACGACAUCUACAAGAUCACUGCCGCUGUGAUGCAUAUGGGUGGUAUGAAGUUCAAGCAAAGGGGUCGAGAGGAACAGGCCGAAGCCGAUGGUACAGAGGAAGGUGAACGCGUGGCCAAAUUGUUGGGUUGCGACUGUGCCGAUCUUUACAAGAACUUGUUGAAACCAAGGAUCAAGGUCGGUAACGAGUUCGUCACGCAAGGUCGUAACAAGGAUCAGGUUGCGUAUUCGGUGGGCGCCAUGUCGAAAGCCAUGUUCGACAGGUUGUUCAAAUGGUUGGUGAAAAAAUGUAACGAGACUUUGGACACGAAGCAAAAGAGGCAACACUUCAUCGGUGUACUGGAUAUUGCCGGUUUUGAGAUCUUUGAUUAUAACGGUUUCGAGCAACUGUGUAUCAACUUCACGAACGAGAAACUGCAACAAUUCUUCAAUCAUCACAUGUUCGUCCUCGAGCAAGAGGAGUAUAAGAAAGAGGGUAUCGUCUGGCAAUUUAUCGACUUUGGAAUGGACUUGGCUGCCUGUAUCGAACUGAUCGAGAAGCCUAUGGGUAUCCUGUCGAUUCUUGAAGAAGAAUCUAUGUUCCCGAAAGCGACGGACAAAACGUUUGAGGAGAAGCUGAACAACAAUCACCUUGGCAAGAGUCCUAAUUAUUUGAAACCGAAACCACCGAAACCGGGCCAGCAACCGGCUCACUUCGCUAUCGGCCAUUAUGCCGGAAACGUACCUUACAAUAUCACGGGUUGGCUGGAGAAGAACAAGGAUCCGUUGAACGACACGGUGGUCGACCAAUUCAAAAAAUCCGGGAACAAACUGUUGGUGGAGAUAUUCGCCGAUCAUCCCGGACAGUCGGGCGAUGCUGGUGGUGGCGGUGGCGGCAAAGGUGGACGCGGCAAGAAGGGCGGUGGCUUCUCCACGGUCUCUUCGUCCUACAGGGAACAAUUGAACAAUCUGAUGACCACUCUCAGAGCCACCCAGCCUCACUUCGUCCGUUGUAUCAUCCCCAACGAGAUGAAGCAGCCGGGUGUCAUAGAUUCUCACCUUGUCAUGCAUCAAUUGACUUGUAACGGUGUACUUGAGGGCAUUCGUAUUUGUCGUAAAGGAUUCCCCAACAGGAUGGUCUAUCCUGACUUCAAAUUACGGUACAAGAUUCUUGCACCGGCGGCGGUUGACAAGGUGGCUUCCGACCCGAAGAAGGCUGCUGAGGCGAUUUUGGAAUCGACCGGUCUUGAUCCCGAUCAGUAUCGUCUUGGACACACCAAGGUAUUCUUCCGUGCCGGAGUGUUGGGUCAGAUGGAAGAGUUCCGUGACGAACGAUUGAGCAAAAUCGUGUCCUGGAUGCAAGCCUACAUCAGAGGCUACCUGUCGAGAAAGGAUUACAAGAAGCUGCAGGAGCAACGUUUGGCUUUGGUCGUGGUGCAAAGAAAUUUGAGGAAGUAUCUGCAAAUUCGUACUUGGCCGUGGUGGAAGUUGUGGCAGAAAGUUAAACCUCUCCUCAACGUAACUCGUAUCGAGGACGAGCUUGCCGCGCUCGAGGAGAAAGCGAGAAAGGCCCAAGAGGCGUUCGAGAAGGAGGAGAAGCUGCGCAAGGAGCUCGAGGAGCAGAACAGUAAACUCACCACGGAGAGGGAUGCCUUGCAACGGCAAUUGGACGGAGAGAAGGGCUCCCUCUCGGAAUAUAUGGAGAAAUCGUUGAAAUUGGCAGCUCAGAAGGCCGAUCUCGAGUCGCAACUUCAGGAUCUGAACGACAGAUUCAAAGAAGAGGAGGAUACGAGAAACAAUCUGUUCCAAAACAAGAAGAAAUUGGAACAGGAAGUGGCGGGCCUGAAGAAAGAUAUCGAGGAUUUGGAACUUAACCUGCAGAAGUCGGAGCAGGACAAGGCGACCAAGGAUCAUCAGAUCCGUAACUUGAACGACGAGAUCGCUCAUCAGGACGAGUUGAUCAACAAAUUGAACAAGGAGAAGAAGAAUCAGGGCGAGGUUAAUCAGAAGACCGCCGAAGAGCUUCAAGCUGCCGAGGAUAAGGUCAAUCACUUGAAUAAAGUGAAGAUCAAAUUGGAACACACUCUGGACGAACUGGAAGAUUCAUUGGAACGUGAAAAGAAAUCACGAGCCGACGUAGAGAAGGCGAAGCGAAAGGUGGAAGGUGAUUUGAAACUUACUCAGGAAGCUGUCGCGGAUCUCGAAAGGAACAAGAAGGAACUCGAGCAGACCAUACAACGCAAAGACAAAGAAUUGUCGUCGUUGACCGCGAAACUCGAGGAUGAACAAUCGUUGGUGGGCAAACUGCAGAAACAGAUCAAGGAGUUGCAAGCCCGUAUCGAAGAAUUGGAGGAAGAGAUCGAAGCUGAACGCGGCUCGCGAGUGAAAGCGGAGAAACAGCGCAGCGACUUGGCGCGGGAACUCGAGGAACUAGGCGAACGUUUGGAGGAAGCUGGUGGCGCCACGUCCGCCCAAAUCGAGCUCAACAAGAAGAGAGAGGCCGAGCUCAGCAAACUUCGCAGAGACCUCGAGGAGGCCAACAUCCAACACGAAACCACUCUGGCCAAUUUGCGCAAGAAGCACAACGAUGCCGUUGCCGAGAUGGGAGAGCAAAUCGACACGCUCAACAAAUUGAAAGCUAGGGUUGAAAAGGACAAGGUUCAAUACUUCAGCGAAUUAAACGACAUGCGCGCAUCGGUAGACCAACUGAGCAACGAAAAGGCCGCCCAAGAGAAGAUCGUGAAACAACUGCAACACCAAUUGAACGAGACCCAAGGUAAAUUGGAGGAGGUGAACCGCACGUUGAACGAUUUCGAUGCCGCCAAGAAGAAAUUGUCGAUCGAGAACAGCGAUCUGUUGAGGCAAUUGGAGGAGGCCGAGUCCCAGGUGAAUCAAUUGUCCAAGAUCAAGAUAUCGCUGACGACCCAGCUCGAGGACACGAAACGAUUGGCCGACGAGGAGUCGAGGGAGCGGGCCACCCUCCUCGGCAAGUUCCGCAACUUGGAGCACGACUUGGACAACAUUCGGGAACAGGUGGAGGAGGAGGCCGAGGGCAAGGCCGAUCUCCAGAGGCAGUUGAGCAAGGCGAACGCCGAGGCCCAGUUGUGGCGCACCAAGUACGAGUCGGAAGGCGUGGCGAGGGCGGAGGAAUUGGAGGAGGCGAAGAGGAAGUUGCAGGCGCGGUUGGCCGAGGCGGAGGAGACGAUCGAGUCGUUGAAUCAAAAGGUUCUCGCAUUGGAGAAGACGAAGCAGAGAUUGUCGACCGAGGUGGAGGACUUGCAGAUCGAGGUGGAUCGCGCGACGGCGAUCGCGAACGCCGCGGAGAAGAAGCAGAAGGCGUUCGACAAGAUCAUCGGCGAGUGGAAGCUCAAAGUGGACGACCUAGCAGCGGAACUGGACGCCAGCCAAAAGGAGUGCCGCAAUUACAGCACGGAAUUGUUCAGGCUCAGAGGUGCGUACGAGGAAGGGCAGGAGCAAUUGGAGGCGGUACGCCGCGAGAACAAGAAUCUGGCCGACGAGGUGAAGGAUCUGUUGGACCAGAUCGGCGAGGGAGGACGAAACAUUCACGAGAUCGAGAAGGCGAGAAAGCGGUUGGAGGCUGAGAAGGACGAGCUCCAGGCGGCCCUCGAGGAAGCGGAGGCCGCUUUGGAACAGGAGGAGAACAAAGUGUUGCGCAGCCAGCUCGAGUUGAGCCAAGUGAGACAAGAGAUCGACCGCCGCAUCCAAGAGAAGGAGGAGGAAUUCGAAAAUACCAGGAAGAAUCACCAACGUGCCCUCGAUUCUAUGCAAGCGUCGCUCGAGGCCGAGGCCAAGGGUAAAGCCGAGGCGUUGCGCAUGAAGAAGAAACUGGAGGCGGACAUCAACGAGUUGGAGAUCGCUCUGGAUCACGCGAACAAGGCGAACGCCGAGGCUCAGAAGAACAUAAAGAGAUACCAGCAGCAGUUGAAGGAUGUCCAGACGGCGCUGGAGGAGGAGCAAAGGGCGCGCGACGAGGCGAGGGAAUUGCUCGGGAUUUCGGAACGCCGGGCGAACGCUCUCCAGAACGAGCUCGAGGAGAGCCGUACCCUUCUCGAGCAAGCGGAUCGCGGGCGUCGCCAGGCUGAACAAGAGUUGGCCGAUUGCCACGAGCAGUUGAACGAAUUGGGCGCCCAGAACGCCUCUAUCUCCGCAGCCAAGAGGAAACUCGAGGCCGAACUUCAAACCCUGCACUCCGAUUUGGACGAGUUGUUGAACGAGGCGAAGAACUCCGAGGAGAAAGCGAAGAAAGCGAUGGUGGACGCCGCGAGAUUGGCCGACGAGCUUCGAGCCGAGCAGGAUCACGCCCAGACCCAGGAGAAACUCCGCAAAGCGCUCGAGACCCAGAUCAAGGAGCUUCAGGUACGCUUGGACGAGGCCGAGGCGAACGCUUUGAAAGGUGGUAAGAAGGCGAUCCAGAAAUUGGAGCAACGCGUCCGCGAAUUGGAGAACGAACUCGACGGAGAGCAGAGGAGACACGCCGAUGCCCAGAAGAAUCUCCGCAAAUCCGAACGUCGCAUCAAGGAGCUUAGCUUCCAGGCCGACGAAGAUCGCAAGAACCACGAGCGUAUGCAAGAUUUGGUCGACAAGCUGCAGCAGAAGAUCAAGACGUACAAGAGGCAGAUCGAAGAAGCGGAAGAGAUCGCCGCUCUGAAUCUCGCGAAAUUCCGCAAGGCGCAACAGGAGCUGGAGGAGGCGGAGGAAAGGGCGGACCUUGCCGAGCAGGCGAUCACCAAGUUCCGUACCAAGGGACGCGGAGGAAGUGCCGCGCGUGGACUGAGCCCAGCGCCUCAUCGACCUGCGUUCAAACCCCAAUUGGAUGGUUCCGCAUUCCCGCCACGCUUCGACCUGCAGCCCGAUGGUGAACUGUAAAAAUCUCUAUCUGCGACCAAAUAUUGUAUUUUUGUUAGAAAACACAUUAUCGCAACAGCUUAACGAACGAAGGAAUUAAUCGCAAUCGGCGAACUUUCAUCGUGUCUCAUCUCAUUCGAAUAACUCAUCCCAUUAUCUUCAUACCUACGCAUACCUUGUUGUUCGCGUUGUUCGGUAGAAUACGGAAAGAAUGUCGUCGCGAUACCCACGCUUGGUCACCUUGCCAGUUUCGAGAAAUAAAAGAAGAAGAAAGAAAGAAAGAAAGAAAGAAAAAAACGGUAUAUGAAAAAUAUUUUUGCUCGUUUUAAACGUUUUUAGCGUAUAUAUAUUUAUUUAUAUACGAUGUAUAUGCAAGCAAGUACUAUUAUUAAGAAGAUCGAUGUUGGGAAAAGAAAAAAAAAAUGGGUGGUGAUAUAAGUGGAGGAGAAGGAGAAAUGACUUCACCACUCGCGCUGACGGUCGAGGAAAGAGAGAAUGAAAGAAAAGAGUGAGUGGGAGAGCAAGAGAAAGAAAGAGAGAGAGGAAGGAUACGAGCGGCCGAAAUGCAACGCGAUUGAUCGAAAGUCGAGAAACGUUAACACGUUAAUACGUGGCAUACUGGCAUACGCGCGUAUCAAGCGGACGAAUCGAUAAAUGGAAAUGAUAUACGCGUUAAAAAAAAAACGAAACGCGAGAUUAUUAGAAAAAAAAAAGAAAAAAAAGAUGAUAAAAAAAUUUAACGCUAGUCACGGAUUUGAACGGCAGCGCGCAAUUAUUAUUAUUAUAAUACGUGUCAUCGAAAUGAUAAUCCUAUCCUAUAAACUUAAUUGUAAUUUAUAAAGAGAGCCGAAGUAUGUAUUUAUUAAUAAAUAAAUAAGCAAUAAAUAAAAUUAAGAACGAAAA